Molecule: messenger RNA, 3126 nt
Organism: Ceratitis capitata (Mediterranean fruit fly)
Lineage: Eukaryota; Metazoa; Arthropoda; Insecta; Diptera; Tephritidae
Product: Major facilitator superfamily domain-containing protein 6
Exons: 7
Coding region: 768-2963 (731 amino acids)
Cellular component (GO): membrane
Source: RefSeq, a predicted model, not a curated record
CAGCGACGUUGAGCACCCAAUUCGACAAUGCUUGCUUGCUGGCUGGUUCAGUUUUAAUUCUGACGGCUGACAGUUGAGUUGAUUUCGUGCGUAGAACGCGGAACGUCAAAGCUAACGAAGCUGCCUGCUCUUUGACUGACUUUACUUUUACUGUCUUUGGCGACAGUGACUGUGCGUGGUGUUUGUGAGUGUAUGUGGUCGAUGAACCAUUUUUUUUUGGCUUUUGCCAAACACUAAAGUUUGCUUUACGUUGUUUGAAUUGGAAUCAAACGAUUACCGUUUAAAAAAUAAAAGUGAUACUAAAUAUUUGCAAAAGGGAUAAAAGUUGUGUAGUUUUCUUCAAAACAAAAUUUAGUGACAUAGUGAAUUUCGGCGAGAAGCUUGCUACGACAGGAGUAGGAGCGAAAGAAGCAGAAGCAGGAAGAAUUUAGCGAAAAUUUCACAGAAACUGGUCCUUGCACUGUCUCCAACUCCAGCCACAAAAAGGAAGUCUGCAGCUAGAAGAUCCGAACGAUUUCGAUAAAAGAAAUGAGACAAUGAACGAAGUCCGUCAAUGAAAUUUUGCUUCCAAAGCAUUUUGACUGUUGUUUGACUAGAAAAAACAAAAACUAACGGAUCCUGCCAGUCUAAAGUACUCAAAGCCGCUGUUAAUCAGAACAGUCUGUUAACCUACUAACAGCAACUUAAAAUUUAUAAGUUUAAGCUCUCUUCACAUAAGUAUAAAAAUAUUUUUAAACGAAAGCAAAAAAUAAAUCAACACAUACAAAAUGGGUGCAACACGUGACAAGCCAUUCAUCAAUAAGAGUCUAAUCUCGCUCAAAGUCGUAGUUUUCUUCGUAAUUAGCGGCAUAACCGCGCUGCAUGUGCUGCAUGCCACCAAACCACUACUGCUCGGUCUGAAUUUCAAUGAGUAUCGACGUAUUAGCAUUAUUGCGCCAUUCGUCUCCAUAUUGGGACCACUGAUUGCCGGCCCUCUGGCGGAUCGCUUGGCUGCCAAAAAUGCCACCAACUUCGGACGUAUACUCCGCUUUCUCACUGCCCUCUUUCUCAUACUCGCUGUCAUCGUGUACGCUUGUCUCUUUGCCAUACCUGAGGUGAAGCGAGAAGAAGCACGCCGACCACUGGUCAGCUUCGGUUGUGACAUGAGCGGCGCAGUUAUAUUUCAGGAACGUUGCUCCAAAGAUGCCACCUGUCACAAUUGGAAAGAGAAAGUGGGUAAUGUGAAUUUAACACGUUGCACCUAUACCUGCCAAGAUCCCACCAAAUACGAAAGUAUGUAUACACCAUGGUUUGAUGGUAUUCCCACACCAUUGCCCUCGACGGAACAAAGUUCAGAGUUUGAUUAUGAAGAUGAAUCUGUUGCGACAUCAACAGAGAGUUUACGUACACGACGUGCCAUUGGCGGUUCGGCUGAGAAUGGUGGCGAGUUGCUGAGCGCUGAGGUGCAACAGCGGAGACGCGUGGAGCGUGCGACGAAAGGUGGAACACCAGAGAAAAUUUAUGUAGAACCACCACAUUUGUGUCUCACUGAGAAGACCAGCACCGGCGAGACUUUGGUGAAAACUUGUCACGUCUAUACAUAUGACACUAAUAGUAUUGUUGUCAAUUCAGUAUUACGUGCAGCAGAACAUAGCAACGACAAUGAUACACACAGUGAUGAGUGGUGUAAAUAUCCGUUAGAUGGCUUCCAGUGUAAUAUACCACUCAUACAGGCUAACCACAUGAAGGACCUCAAGAAUGGCACCGCAUGCAAGCCGAUGAUUGAAUGUCAAGUGAUUGAUCCCUACGACAGCAAAGGCAGUGUAUUGGCCGAUAGUGAAUGCAUUAAAAUAACUGGCGACUUGGAUGCCACAUUGGGCGGCUACACUGCCAUUCGUCUGCUGGGCGAUAUUUUCGUUUUGGCCGCAUUGACGUUACUCAAUACCGCUAUCGUUAUAGCUGUACGUGAAACAUCGGAGGGACGCGGCGAGGUGUGCCGUCAGUAUGCUUGGGGUGCCAUCGGCUAUGUGCUACUCUUCUCACCCAUCGAUUUAUUCGCCUUCAAUAGCGAGUCGAAACAUGAUGCCGCACUAGUGGCACUAAUCCUUGUCAUUGUGUGUUUGCUCAUCGGUGCAUUAGUGUUGCUUUUUGCCUCACAAAUGCCACUCAGUCCGCCAGAGUGGUGGUGGCAUACAAAGACCGGCAUGUUGGUCUAUCCCAUGUCAGCCAUACGUCGUUAUAGUCCGGAAAUAUUCGUACUCACACUGGUCGCCAUACUAUUCGGCACAUUCUGGAGUAGCAUACAUAGUUUUCUCAUUUGGACAUUCAGCGAUGCGAAUGCGGUCACCUAUUCCGGUUUGAUCUUGGUUUUGGUGCUCUUCUUCAAUGUGGACAAAUUCAUUGAAUAUUGUGGACAUUCGAAUAUCUUUAUCGCUGGCUUUGCGGUUUUCAUCAUACGCUUCACGGCGUUGAGUGGUGAAGGCACUCAAUGGCUGACUGUUGUCAUGGAGGCAAUUGAGCCGGUCGUCGUCGGUGUUGUGUGGAUUACGAUUAUACUGUAUAUGCGUCAUGCGAUGCCCAGAAAAUUGACAGCCACCGGACAGGCUGUGGCUGUGUUGGCAUUCUUUGGCAUUGGCAAAGGUUUGGGUGCCGUCAUUGGUUUGGCGCGUGACGAUAAGGAGCCCAAAGUCGAUGCGCAGGCCAUCCAUCAGUGGCUGGCGAUUGUCGCCUGCAUCAUUGCACUCGUUUACUUCAUCAUUUACAAUUUGAUAUUGGCGCCGCGCUGUACAGCUAAAUCGCAACACAUCGAGGAGUUAAUUUCCGGUUCGGCAUCGCAGAAUUAUAGCAACGGCACCAAUGGGGCUGGCGGUAGCACCGGCCAAGGUAGUACCAGUGCUGGUGCGGCCUUGAAUGGCAACUCGAAUUAUUCACCACUGCGGGUGUAUCAUAAUGAGCGAGGGAAAUUGGGACAAUUUAGAUUUUAAAUUUGAUGCGCUUUCCUGUACAUACAUACAUACGUAUAUACAUACAUGCAGCUAUAUAUGCAGACAUGACUGCGUACAUUGAUUUGAGCGCGUUUGUAUGUACGUAUGUAUGCACAUAUAAACAUGUAUUUGUUUAAAGAAGUUAUAUAUUUUAUAUGUAUAA